Messenger RNA from Acanthosepion pharaonis, 1548 nucleotides. NCBI's taxonomy places the organism in Eukaryota, Metazoa, Mollusca, Cephalopoda, Sepiida, Sepiidae. The record is from the annotation of a GenBank genome assembly.
AUGUCGUGCUACAGCAGGCGCGGGCAUUUUCUCUCUCCGUUUACGAUUGGUGCGGCACAAGGCCAUAAAUCUUUAUUUGAUUUAUCUACAUUAAUAUCUAUCUAUCUAUUCAUAUCUAUCUCAUUCCCUUCAUAUCUAUCUAUCUAUCUAUCUAUCUAUCUAUCUAUCUAUCUUAGUCUAUACAUAUCUAUGAUAUUCUUUCUUUUGGCUUGCUUCUUUUCCACUUUUCCCCUUUCUUUUCUUUCCUUUUUCUUAUCAUUUUUUUUUAUUUCUUUCUUCUUUAGAUUUUUUUCGAAUCUUCUUCAUUCUCUUCUUCGCCCUACAUUUUGUAUUAGUUUUCUUUCUUUGUUUCUCUUUAUAUUUUUUCUUCAUUUAACGCAACUGCAAGUAACUUCUUCUUCUUCCGUCCUGCAACUCUUCUCGCCAAGGUCCGAACUCUUCUCUCUGCCGUCUGAGGUGAACUCUUCUCUCUGCCUUCCGGGGCUGAACUCAUUUGCUUGUUUGGCCUGCAACUUUUACUGCCUGUCUGGCCUGCAACUCUUCUGCCUGUCUGGCCUGCAAUCCUUCGGCCUCUCUUCUUCUUAUCUGGCCUGCAAUUCUUCUGCUUGUCUGGCCUGCAGCUCUUCUGCCUAUCUGGCCUGCAAUUCUUCUGCCUGUCUGGCCUGCAGCUCUUCUGCUUGUCUGGCCUGCAAUUCUGCUCCAACUUCUCUGCGGCUUUCGAGCAAUUUUCUUCUCUUCGACUUUGCUGCAACUUCUCUGCCUAUUUCUUCUUCUUCUUCUUCUUCUUCUUGCCUUUUGUCUUUUUCAUUACUUUCCUUUUCUUUCAGUAUUGUUUUCUCGCUGUUAUUUCUCAUCUUUUUCUUUUUACACUCCUUUUUCUUUUUUUCCUUUUGUCUCUGUUAUUUAAUUUUACAUUUACUUCCUGAUGUUUCCCUCUUCUUUCUUUCUUUCUUUCUUUCUUUCUUUCUUUCUUUCUAUAUUCCUUUCUUUAUUCCUUUCUUUCUUUCUUUCUUCGUUUUUACCUUCCACCUGUUCUUUCGUUCGAUUUUUCUUCUUCUUCUUCUUCUUCUUCUUCUUCUUCUUCUUCUUCUUCUUCUUCUUCUUUCACAGCUUCUUUCAGUUUGUUUUAUUCUUCAUUUCUUUCUUUUUUCUUUCUUUUUUUCUUCAUUUUUACCUUCCACAUUUUCGCUCACCCUUUCUUCUUCUUCAUCUUCUUCUUCUUUCAUUCAUUCAUUGAUUCAUUUUAUUUUUCCACUUUAUCUAUCUUUCUUUUUUCAUUCCUUCUUUUUUUUUCUUUUAUUUCGUUUUCUUUUUUACACAUUAUGUCUGCUUCCCCUCCAUUUUCUACUUCUUCUGUCUUUAUUUUUUGUCUCCCUCUUCUCCGUUCCCCUCCUACUUCCUUCUUCUUCUUCUUCUUCUUCUUCUUCUUCUUCUUCUUCUUCUUCUUCUUCUUCUUCUUCUCACAUCUUUAACUCGUUUCCUUUCUUUUCUUUCUUAAAACUGCCUCUCCUCCAUUCUCUUUCUUUCACCUCUUCAUUUCCUCAUUAA